Molecule: messenger RNA, 1567 nt
Organism: Triticum dicoccoides
Lineage: Eukaryota; Viridiplantae; Streptophyta; Magnoliopsida; Poales; Poaceae
Product: ELMO domain-containing protein A-like
Exons: 11
Coding region: 544-1428 (294 amino acids)
Source: RefSeq, a predicted model, not a curated record
GAGCGGAGGGAGGGGGGCAGGGAACGGAUGGUGGGGCGAGAUCGGCGGCGGCCAUUCCCGAAGCGCCAUUCGUCCGUCCAGAGAGAGAGAGAGGAGGGAGGCGGGGCCAGGAUUCGCGGGCACAAAUACCAUCCCCGCCCGUCUCCCUCUCCCCGCUGGAAGCUCCAAUCUAAACCGAGCCAAAGGAAGGAAGGAGGAGGGGGCCGGAUUGGAAACCCUAUUUCCAAUUCCUCCGUCCUCCUCUUCCUCCCUCCCUCCUUCCCUCCCAACCUUGAUCCCCCUCCCCCUUGUCCGGCGACGAGAGCUAGCAAGCGGCCGGAAAAGAGCGGUUCUUUGGCCGGCCGGCGGCGGGAGGGCGCCGCGCGCGCGCGAGAGGCGGCGAUUCCCCCCGCUGAUGCGCGCGUUCCAUGAGCGUCCAGACACCGCUGACUGCCUUCUCCUAGCGCGCGCGUCGGGGAGGGUCGGGCGAGGAGGACGACGGGGAGGGGCGGCGGGCGAGAGGGGGGGCCGGGAGGAGCCAGCGCCAUUGCCCCCUCUUCUUUGAUGGGCAUUCCGUUCCAGCUCCAAUCCCAGCAGGGAAUACAGCAAGCGAAGGCCCUACUAGCAGAAAACAAAAUAAUGAUCAAAAAGGAAACUUCUCCAUCUGAACCUUUUGGGGGGCAACCUGCGAAAAAUGCAUCCACUCCGAAGCCAAAUAUGGCAACUGCUGCCAAGGUUAAUGCUAUGGUCGGAAAUAGGACAUGGUUUGGAGGGCUUUUCACUGGCUCAGGUAAAAAGCGUCAAGUCCAUGCCGAGAAGAACUUUGAAAUGACCCCUCUUCAGGAACAAAGGAUGCAAAAAUUAAAGGACAGACUAAACAUACCUUUUGACGAGACCCGACCGGAACAUCUGACAUCCCUGAAGGCUCUUUGGAAAAUUUCCUUUCCCGAUACAGAGCUCACGAGCUUAGUUUCUGAACAGUGGAAAGAUAUGGGGUGGCAGGGCCCAAAUCCUGCAACUGAUUUCAGGGGCUGUGGAUUUGUGUCACUUGAGAACCUUCUAUUCUUCGCAAGAAGAUACCCGGCUUCUUUCCAGAAAUUGUUGCUGAAAACACAAGGAAUGCGAGCCACAUGGGAAUACCCCUUUGCGACAGCAGGCGUUAAUGUCUCACACAUGUUGAUCCAACUGUUGGAGCUUAAUUCAGCUCGACCGAAAACUUUGCCGGGGAUUAACUUCGUCAGGAUGCUGUCCGAGCACGAGGACGUGUUCGACAUCCUCUACUGCAUAGCCUUCGAGAUGAUGGACGCUCAGUGGCUGGCGAUGCGCGCCUCCUACAUGCAGUUCAAUGAUGUGCUGGAAGCGACGAAGUCGCAGCUGGAGAGGGAGCUUUCGCUGGAGGACCUCGUGCGGAUCCAGGACCUGCCGGCUUACAACCUCUUGUUGAAAUGAAAUGAAAUAGGCUCGAGAAAAGAAAAGAAAACAAUAUAAACCUGGGGAAAAAAUGUAUGUUGGGUUCCUUCUCUGAAUUUUGCAAAGCUCCACGAUUGUACAAAUGCAGAACAACACUGCAUUGCGUGACGACGAAAAA